GCGGCGCGGCCUGUGCGGAGGGAGAGCGGCUGCGCCUGCGGAGACGGGAGCCCGGCGCCGGCGCUUGUCAGUGCGGCGGGGACUGCGGAGUCCGGUGGCGGCGACGGCGGCCGAGGACCCGGAAACCUGCCCGAGAUGAUGCCGAUGAUAUUAACAGUGUUCCUGAGCAACAAUGAACAAAUUUUAACAGAAGUUCCAAUCACACCUGAAACAACAUGUCGAGAUGUUGUGGAAUUUUGCAAAGAACCUGGAGAAGGAAGCUGCCAUUUGGCAGAGGUUUGGCGGGGAAAUGAACGUCCUAUCCCUUUUGAUCAUAUGAUGUAUGAACAUCUACAAAAGUGGGGGCCCCGAAGAGAAGAAGUGAAAUUUUUCCUUCGUCAUGAGGAUUCCCCAACUGAGAGCACUGAACAAGGUGGCCGUCAGAUCCAAGAUCAAAGAAAUCAAAGAAAUGGAAUAAGUACAUCUGCUGAGAAACAUACUGAAAAUGGGGUUGGGAAUCCGCGGGUUGAACUUACACUUUCAGAACUCCAGGAUAUGGCUGCUCGGCAGCAGCAGCAAAUUGAAAAUCAGCAGCAAAUGUUGGUUGCCAAGGAGCAGCGCUUGCAUUUUCUAAAACAACAAGAACGUCGCCAGCAGCAGUCUAUUUCUGAAAAUGAAAAGCUCCAGAAACUCAAAGAAAGAGUUGAGGCCCAGGAGAAUAAGUUGAAGAAAAUCCGUGCCAUGAGAGGGCAGGUGGACUACAGCAAAAUCAUGAAUGGCAACUUGUCUGCUGAAAUUGAAAGGUUCAGUGCCAUGUUCCAGGAAAAGAAGCAGGAGGUACAGACUGCAAUUCUAAGAGUUGAUCAGCUCAGUCAACAGCUGGAGGAUUUAAAGAAAGGGAAACUCAAUGGAUUCCAGUCGUAUAAUGGCAGAUUGAGUGGACCUGCUGCAGUGGAGUUGAAAAGAUUGUACCAAGAGCUUCAGAUUCGGAAUCAGCUUAAUCAGGAACAGAAUUCCAAACUCCAGCAGCAGAAGGAACUUUUAAAUAAACGUAAUAUGGAGGUUGCUAUGAUGGACAAACGAAUCAAUGAACUUCGUGAGCGUCUUUAUGGGAAAAAAAUUCAGGCACGUCAAAAAGAAAACAUUCCUUUAAAUCGGGUUAAUGGAACAUCAUCACCACAGUCAUCUUUGAGUGCAUCUGGCAGAAUAGCAGCAGUGGGGCCUUAUAUACAGGUUCCUAGUGCUGGGAACUAUUCUGUACCAGGUGAUCCGGUAAAGCCACAGUCUCUCACUAUUGCAUCAAAUGCAGGUCAUGGAAGAUCGAAGUCUGAUGGUCAUAGUAAACACCAGGGGCCUAGUUCAUGGACAGUGUCAGAUCUUGAUGUUGGACCUGACUACAGCUCUUCGCAUCACUCUGCAAACUCUGCAGUGCAGUUUGUAAACUCUAAUGAUGGAAACUGGUCAGCAUCCAGACAGAACUCCAGCACUUCAGUAAAACCAAUUCAAACAGCUAGUGUGGAAUGGAAGGAAUCGAGCAUGGAUGGGGCUUUCAAGCAAGUGACGAUAUCCAGCCAGCCUCUCCCCUUGUCAGCAUUAGCGGGCACUGAAAAGCCGGGCAUUGACAUUGGGAAAGCACCACCCCCCAUUCCGGGUACAAGUAAACAGUUGCCUCCGAACUAUGGAACAUAUCCAAGCCCGGUUCCUUUGGGUCCAGGCUCCACAAAUUCUUUGGAACGGAGAAAGGAUGGCAGCCUCCCUAGAUCUGGCACAGGCAUAACGAAUCGGCAGAAACCUGCUCCCCUACCCUCUUCAAGCAACAUACACCAGCCUAGUUCUUCACAACAGAUUCAGCAGAGGAUUUCUGUACCUCCAAGUCCUACAUAUCAGCCGUCUGGUCCACCAUUAUUUCCUUCUGGAGAUGGCAGGCCUGAUCUCCCAUUAACUGUGGCUAUCAGGCCAUUCUUGGCUGACAAGGGAUCAAGGCCUCAGUCUCCCAGAAAAGGACCUCAGACAGUGAACUCAAGUUCCAUUUAUUCCAUGUAUCUUCAGCAAGCUACCCCUCCUAAGAAUUACCAACAAGCUGUGUAUAACACUCUAAAUAAGUCCGUUAAAGCAGUUUAUGGGAAGCCCGUCUUGCCGUCUGGCUCCACUUCUCCUUCACCACUGCCCUUUCUUUAUGGGCCCUUGUCCUCAAACACGUCACAGCCACAGCCUCCUUCUGAGCUCACUGAGAAAGAUCAGGAGCAAGAAAACAUGCCACCAUCUGGUGAAAACAGUAAUGUGGAAAACAUUCCUCGGCCCCUCAGUCCCACUAAACUCACCCCCAUUGUCCACUCACCUCUUCGAUACCAGAGUGAUGCGGAUCUGGAAGCUCUGAGAAGGAAACUGGCCAAUGCCCCUAGACCCUUAAAAAAACGCAGUUCCAUCACAGAGCCAGAAGGUCCUAGUGGACCAAAUAUCCAGAAAUUGCUGUAUCAGCGCUUUAACACCCUUGCUGGUGGGAUGGAGAGUGCACCUUUCUAUCAACCAAGCAACGCACAGGACUUCAUAGGCACUUUAGCAGAUGUUGAUAAUGGGAAUACGAAUACCAAUGGAAAUCUAGAAGAACCUGUUCCUGCACAGCCUACGGUUCUUCCUCCUGAAGAACCUCCACCAUCAUCAGAUGCCAAUGAUAACGAAUUACCAUCCCCUGAAACUGAGGAGCUGAUUAGCACCGAAACCACCAACCAAGGCCCUGAGACCCAGGAAGAUAACAACAACAACGUGGCUGUGUUCCCAGCUGGUGAGCAGGCACUACGCCCCACCGUGGAGGCCAGCUCUCCCAGAGAAGACGAGGCCCCUGCUCCGCUGGCUCCUCCACCUGCUGGUCUUCCGGUCACCUCAACGACGACGACGACGCAGAUUAAACGAACUAACCUGAAGAAACCAAAUUCCGAACGGACUGGUCAUGGACUGAGAGUAAAGUUUAAUCCUUUGGCUUUGCUCUUGGAUGCGUCUUUAGAAGGGGAAUUUGACCUGGUGCAAAGGAUAAUCUAUGAGGUGGAAGAUCCCAGCAAGCCUAAUGAUGAAGGAAUCACUCCUUUACACAACGCAGUGUGCGCUGGUCACCACCACAUUGUGAAGUUUCUGCUUGACUUUGGUGUUAAUGUGAAUGCAGCCGACAGUGAUGGAUGGACACCUCUGCACUGCGCAGCUUCAUGCAACAGUGUCCAUCUCUGCAAACAGCUGGUAGAAAGUGGGGCAGCAAUUUUUGCUUCCACUAUUAGUGACAUCGAGACUGCAGCUGACAAGUGUGAAGAGAUGGAAGAAGGCUACAUUCAGUGCUCCCAGUUUUUGUAUGGUGUCCAGGAAAAGCUGGGUGUGAUGAACAAAGGAGUGGUCUACGCUCUUUGGGAUUAUGAAGCUCAGAACAGUGACGAGCUGUCGUUCCAUGAAGGGGAUGCCAUUACUAUCUUGAGGCGUAAAGAUGACAAUGAAACCGAAUGGUGGUGGGCUCGCCUUGGGGAAAGAGAAGGUUAUGUGCCUAAAAACCUACUGGGGUUAUAUCCACGAAUCAAACCUAGACAGCGAACCUUAGCUUGAACCUAUGGAGCAAAUGCAGUUUUGCCAUUGCCAGAAGUCCCUGAAGACCUAUCCCACUAAGAGAAUUGAAGCUGGAGAACUCUCAUUUUAAUGGUGCUCUCAUUAGCAGAAGAAACAUCUGCAGUUUAUAAGUGAGGCCCUUCCUUCUAAUCUGCCAGCAUCCAUGCAUGGUACUUGUAUGUCCACGAAUUCUGUAUUUUGCCAAUUACACCAAGUCAAAAUAAACAAAAGGCCUUCAAAAACAAUCACCCCUGUUGCCAAUAGAAAUACCAUAAACUAGUUGUUAGUUGCCAAAAACUAAAUUAAAUGUAUGUAAAGAAUUUCUUACAUCAUAAAGUGUUAUAGAAAUAUCAGGUGGUAGUCUUUAUGCAGAGUUGAGAAAAGGCAUUUGUGCACCCUAGGCAUGGUUGGAAAAUUGCCCCAAGGGCUUGAGGCUAACAUGUUUGGCUUGAUUUGGCCAUUGAGAAUGGAGUUUUCUGGCAUUCAGAGCGUGAUUAUGAAGUCUUAAUCAAAGUUCCCUAAUAUCCUCAUGUGUUGUGCUCUCGACCCCUAGUUAGUCCCCAUUUUGCUCAAUUCUAAUGCCAAUAAAUUUUUUAAAAUGGUUAUUACAUUCUUUCCCUGUUGGCUGCUUAAGACAGAUUCCUGCAAACUGUAUCAUGAUUGCCAAGUUGGAGGCUCUCUGUUGUAGCCCCUCUUUUCCCUCCCCAGUACCCCUAUCAUCUCUUUAUUUACCAAAGGAUCUCUUAUGGGAGCUUGUCAGUGUUAAUUACAAAAUGCAGGUGUUCUGUCUUAGAUCUAGAUUUUGAUAUCCUAUUUUGCAUUUUGUCGUGGAUCUGCCAGAGACUGUCAUUCACUUCCGCUGUUGAUUUAUUUAAGCGUUUGUAUUUCUUUGAGACCUCUGGUAUCAAAGAGCUUUUAAAAAGUUUAAAUGAAUGGUUUAAUUUAUUUGAAGAGCCUACUCUAAAUAGGUUCCCUCACUUCCUGAGUUGGCCAAGUUUGUUUAUAAAACCUUCACUGAUGUGUGUUUCUUAACACUAACAGCUUAAAUUUGUUCUGAAUCAGAAAGCAGUCAGUAACACUGGAGAUAGUCAAAUUAAGUCAAGGUUUAAAGGUAUGUCCAAAUAGACGGGAAAAGUAGUUGAGCAGAGUCAGAGCUUGUGUAAGUGACUGAGGGAUGCAGUGCUAGCAGUUGAAGGACUGAAUGAGCACUGAGAAUAUUACUCAGUGGUAGCAUUGUGGUGAAAAAAAGGAAAUGAAUCUGAGAUGGAAAUUCUAAACAAAGGUAAAAAGACGGGUGCAUUGAGCCAGGAGGAGGACAGUUGCUAUGCUUCUCAACGGUCCUACACCUAAUUCUGGGCCAGUUAUGCAAUAAUGUUGUCCACUAUUUUAUAGGUAAGAGGAAACUAAAAGCACUUCACUGGAGUUUGAACUAUAUGUAUAUGCUUUUAUAAACCAAAAAUUUUUUUUUAAUUUUAUCUUUGAGUUGUAGCCAUGUUGGAAAUAUGUUUCUCAUUAAAGUGUAGGAUGUUUUUUCAUGUAGAAGUCUUGUGUAUAAUUUAUAUAUGUAUAUCUAUAUAUAUAUAUCUAUAUAAAAACAAUUGAUGCAGUGCUGUAACUGAUCACAUUUUAGCAUUACCUGUACAUAUAUAUAUAUAUAUAUAUAUUGUGGCGAUGGAAAGUAAAAGGAUAUUGUUAAAAAAAAACUCGCUAUAUGAAUGUGACAGAAUCCCUAUUUCUAAGAGCCUUGACAAUGCUAAUUCUGAUGUAAAUGUGCACAAAUAAACUAUGGUUAUCCCUGACUUGGGUUUGAAUGUA
Molecule: messenger RNA, 5376 nt
Organism: Trichosurus vulpecula (common brushtail)
Lineage: Eukaryota; Metazoa; Chordata; Mammalia; Diprotodontia; Phalangeridae
Gene: PPP1R13B
Product: protein phosphatase 1 regulatory subunit 13B
Exons: 18
Coding region: 136-3561 (1141 amino acids)
Biological process (GO): negative regulation of cell cycle; regulation of apoptotic process; apoptotic process
Cellular component (GO): nucleus
Molecular function (GO): transcription factor binding; p53 binding
Source: RefSeq, a predicted model, not a curated record